Messenger RNA from Podarcis lilfordi (Lilford's wall lizard), 510 nucleotides. Lineage: Eukaryota; Metazoa; Chordata; Lepidosauria; Squamata; Lacertidae. The record is from the annotation of a GenBank genome assembly.
AUGGCAGCCCUCAGACCUUUGGGGUUUGUAGAACUAGUUCCAAGCUGCUUUGGAUCCUGGCCAAGAAGUUUAAGACGAACGGCAAGGAAAACUCCCAAUUUAUCUAUAGAUUCAAAACACAAAUCACCACCACACUUAAGAGGAAAGAAAAAUGUGACCGGCUCCAUGUACUGGGGUAAGAAUGAGGGAUUUGGAUGCGGGAUCGGAGAAGGGCCCACACACAAAAUAAUUAUUGAUUUUUGUGUCUUUGAAUCUACAAACAUAAACAAAAUUGGGGUGAAGGUUGAAGCAAGAAAACACACACCCCAGUGCUCCUUCCUCAGUUCAAAGGACAUGUACUGCACACCUCUCAGAUAUGUAUAUAAAGCUGUUAUUUCAGAUAAAAAAAAAGAUACCUGUGAGCUUAAAUCCUCCCAAAAUUUCUGCAUUUGGUUGGGGGGCAGUGGUAAGUGUGUGAGAAAGAAACCGAAUUAUUUUGCUUAUUUAUUUAAACAGGUAGCUGUUUUCUGA